AUGCCACUUCCAACUCGUGAAUUGGGUAAAACUGGAGUCAAAAUUCCGUCAAUUGGUUUAGGAUGUAUGGGAAUGAGCGAUUUUUAUGGGAAAUCUGACGAGAAAGAAAAUAUCAAUGUAUUGAACAAAUCAAUCGAAUUAGGAAGCUACUUUUGGGAUACUGCGGAUAUGUAUGGAAAUGGAGCUAAUGAGAUCCUUUUGUCAAAAGUUCUUAAGGAACGUCGUAACGAAAUAUUUCUCUGCACCAAAUUCGGUGUCAUUCGAACUCCUGAAGGAGAAAUUACAGGUAUAAGAGGCGAUCGUGAAUUUGUUCGUCAGGCUUGCGAACAAUCUUUGAGAAGGCUUGGGAUAGAUUAUUUUGAUCUUUACUAUCAAAUACGUGUAGACCCAAAUACUCCCAUUGAGGAAACCGUUGCCGCUAUGGCGGAACUCGUGAACGAAGGCAAAGUGAAAUACAUUGGACUCUCGGAAUGUUCUGUAGAAACACUUCGACGCGCUUGCAAAAUUUAUCCAAUAGCCGCUCUACAGAUUGAAUAUAGCCUAUGGACACUUGACAUUGAGACAAAUGGUAUUAUGGAAGCAUGUCGCGAACUAGGUGUUAAAAUUGUGGCUUAUAGUCCGCUCGGUCGUGGAUUUUUGACCGGAAAAUAUAAGUCAAUUGAUUGUUUUGAACAGAAUGAUUAUAGAAGGUCGAGUCCACGUUUCAUGCGUGAUAAUUUUAACAAAAAUAUGGAAAUUGUUAAAAAAUUUCAGGAAUUCGCCAACAAGAAGGGUAUCACGUCAAGUCAACUUUGUUUAGCCUGGGUGUUAGCUCAGGGAGAUAACAUUGUUACUAUUCCAGGUACAAGGAAGACUGAAUAUUUAAAAGAGAAUGUUGACGCAGCUAAAGUUCACCUUUCUCCUGAGGAAUUAUCUGAAAUUCGUAAGGUCAUUAAUUCUAUUGAAGUAUUUGGUCACAGAUAUCAACCCGAAGCUAUAGCUCAAACAUUACCUUCAGAUAUCACACACCGUACUCACCAUUUUCGUAUAUCGAUAUUAUUUCCUGGCGAGUUCGUCAAUAAUUUUUGUAUUGAAGACGAGUAUCCUGUAAAUUUGAAGCUUCGUCAAGUUUCAAUGAUAUCAAACUUCACAAAGAGAUAG
Messenger RNA from Funneliformis geosporum, 1140 nucleotides. The record is from the annotation of a GenBank genome assembly. Lineage: Eukaryota; Fungi; Glomeromycota; Glomeromycetes; Glomerales; Glomeraceae.